AAAAACAAACAUGGCGGCUGUUUCCAGCCCAGAUUCAUUAAUUUUUAACGAAAUGUCAGAAAUAAAAAGCGAUACACAGGCCAAACCACAACAAAACAUUUACGAAAACAUUUCUUUAGAUGACUACGAUGCCUCAAAGUUAACUCCAGUUUUUUACGGCUGGUUUCCUCGGAAAAUGAGCGAAAUUUUAGUCACAGACAAUGACCACAUCUCAAGCGGAUCUCAAAUGAAGUUAAAUUGGGCAAACAUGGAGAAUGAAAAUAGUGAAAAAAGUGACAAUGUUUGUGAGUUUGAUGCAGCUAUUGCUCAUCCUGCAACGUUUGGAUAUAUAUUACUGGAUAAAAAACCAGUGGUAGAGGAGAACGUGGAAUGUGAAAUUCCGAUACCCGAUCCGUUGAAAUGCAGUCCACGCGAAUAUUGUGAGUUUUAUAUCUUCCCACUUCUCUUGCCUGCCCUGGAGAAAAUGUUGAUUGAAGCCAAGGCAAAUAAAGUGUUUGAGGUACAAGGAAUAAUAUAUUUCUGCUGUUCCAGUCCAGGUUCUUUCUCGUAGUAACCAGUUGCACUGCCAAGGGGGUGAUGGGGUGGCCUGCCCUCCUAUUUAUUUCUAAUUAAUUGAAUGCAUAAAUUAAAGUCAUGGACACUAUGCUAACUAUACGUGUUGUUUUUAGAAAAGACGGACAAAGUUCAAUGCCUGUGACUUUCUGACAAGUUAUUUAUACAGGUUGGCGACGAUUGAGAUUGUUUAAGUAUAAACUUAUACAAUGUGAUUUUAAUGUUAACCAUCUGUUUAUCCAUCUAGUCACAAUCCAAAUUUUAAUGACAGAGAAGGAAUUGAAUUGGAGGAAAUACCUUUUGUACAAGAAAUUUUGGCAAUCAAGUACGAAUCCCUUGCUAUAUUAAAAUGAACAUACUAGAAAAUGGUUCAGACUAUUCUAAAACCAACAUUUCCUUUGGCCUCAAAGCUACUAAUCCUGCUAAUUGCUUUUCAACAUCUACAUAAAGGUUUAAAGUGCCCCUCCCAGAAAGCUUGCCCCUCUUAGGUCAAGAACAUGGUGAAACUGUGCUCCUGUGUGCAUGUAUAAAUAUUGAUUAAACCAUUAUAAUAAAUGUACUUGCUUUCUUCACAGCCCUCGCCCACCAAUACCACUCUCGCUUCUUCUUUCUGAUGACGACGCAGCAACAAUCAUUCAAUCAUUUUAUAAAGGAUAUAAAGUAAGUAUAAAAUCUACUAUCCAAAUCUUACUUUGAGUGGCAAUUUAUAAACAUUUAUUAGGUCUAAAAAUGGUCUAAUAAAUGUUUAUACAUUUCCACUCAAUAAUUUCCAUCUACUGUACAAUAAUUCCCUUCAACUACUAUUCGAUGCCAAGAAAAUCUUGAUAUUUACCCAUAACCUACACAUGGCAGUACCCUAAUAUGUAUAUACAUGAACUUGUGGUCAGAGCUCGAUAACUGGCCUCUGUAGCUCAGUUGGUUACAGGGAUGCCAGAAGUUGCUGAGGGCAAGGGGUGCAAUUGGUUAACAAGAGGGCAUACGCCUUAAUAAAAGGGCACCAAUGAAAAUGAAAGGGCGUCAUGAUCCUACAUUCGUGUCGACCUCCCUCCCCGUCACCAAAUUUUUUCGGACCGAAUACAAUUAUUUAGGCACAAUUCCUCCGUAAUUUCUCGCCAAAAAUUCCAUAAGUAAUGCUUUCCGUUUCACCUUUCGCCAAAUGGAUAACAAUUUUGCCGAAUUCCUGAUGACUGCAUGGGGGGUGAAACACCCCCACACACAUCCUCGAAAGACGUUUAAUUCUGUCUGUUGCAAAAGUUUUGUGCACCCGUUACACCCAUAGUCUGCACCCGCACUGCACCCACAAAGUUGAAAAUGCAAAAGGCAAGGGGUGCACUUGCACCCGUGGUUCCGGCAUCCCUGGUUGGUUAGGUGCUGCACCGGAAUCGCAGGGCCGCAGGUUCAAUUCCUACCGGGACCUAAGGUCGAAUAAAUGUAUAUAAAUUUCCACUCAAUAAUUUCCAUCUCCAACACCCUUCAACUAUUAUACAUGAUUACAAUAUUAGGUUCGAAAAGAGCCAGAAGUGCAAGAACUAAGACAAUAUCAGAGAGAUAUGAGAGAGGUACGCCAUUAAAUAUUCAAUUAGUUCAGACGGUUUGUACAAAUUAUACGUCUUUUCUAAUCAAAGAAAAAAUUGAUGAAUGGUUAUAACUGACUAUAAUGAUUACAUAAAUUAUUUUCUCCUUAGGAAGAAUGUGAAAUCAAUUUCAAAGUUGAAGAUUUCUGGCGUAAACACUCAAUGCACGAGGACAAUUGAUAAAAUAGUUAUUUGUGUUCAUAUUUAUUAUUUUAAUGUAUAGACUGUAGUAUGUUUGAGAAAUACAAAUUAUAUUUAAAUAAUCCAUGUAUUCUUGUAGUUCCUUGUACGUUUUGAUUCAAAACUUUUUUACAUACAACCAGUAACAAUUAUUCAUCUCAGCUGUUCAGAGAUUUUAGCAAGAAUGACAUUGUUAUGUCCCUUUCAACAACUUGCCAUCUGUUGCAUAUUGUGGACAGUUUAGUUGACUUUUUGUUGAUAACUACUAAAGCAAUGCACCAAUGCAAUGUAAUAAAACAUUUAUGUAUGCUUCGUACUAUAAUUGUCAUUUUUGUUGAAGUCUGAUAUCUUCUGCCUUAAUGGACAGUAUUUACAACACACAGGCUUCAACAAUUUUCUAGUAGUCUGUACCUUUCACAACCAAUCCAGUAUGCACCAGACAAACUGUUUACUAUACUUUCAGUAGAUCUGCUUUUGACUUGGUACACUAUAAAAACAAGAAAUUGAAGUGAUUGAGAAAUGAAACAUAGCCAGUCAAGUAACAGCAAUCUCAACCAAUCAAGACAUGGUACCUUGUUUGCAUAAUGGCCUUUUUCACCACACU
This is a messenger RNA of Paramuricea clavata, 2910 nucleotides long. NCBI's taxonomy places the organism in Eukaryota, Metazoa, Cnidaria, Anthozoa, Malacalcyonacea, Plexauridae. The record is from the annotation of a GenBank genome assembly.